UUAGGCCUAUUUACUUUUACUAGUUGUAUAUAGACGUACCUCCUUAUUUUAUUUAUUCUUAUUUUUUUUUAUCUUGUCUUGUGCUGCUGCAACACCUGAAUUUUCCCUCUGGGGAUCAAUUAAGGAUUUGUGUCUUCAUAAACAUCCUUUACUUCUUCAGUUGUAUCUCCGUCUGUCCGCCAGAUGUCGCUGUUUCUCUGUUAACCAGGGCAAGCUGCUUAGUCUGCGCGCAUGCGCAGUAUCCUCAUUUGGCCUUUGGUCUUUCAGACGCUUAUGAUGCGCAGAAAAGGUUGUCCGCUUCUCGGCGCUUGUACACAACUGUUUAAUGUCUAAAUUCGGCCUGAGGAGCCCACUUGGCACUUUCUGCUGACGAGAAGAGUCACCGCGACGGUUCACUGUAUGUGGAGUCUGCCAACAGUUACUAUGAGCACUGAUGUAGCAUUGUUGCGACAGUUGUGGUUACUCUCCCUCUACCUCCGGUCCCCAGUGCCUCACUGCAUGACCUCAGACAACAGUAAAAUCCACGAGGCCUUCCUUGCCCAGGACCCUUUCCUCUGGACUAGUGACUGCUCGGUAGCCACAGCACCACAAUCUUCUCAUCUUUCAACAGAAUUUUUUUUUUUUUCCCCACAUUGGAGUUGAACGCCUCCACUUGGGUCAGUGGAGGUGUUGAAGAGCCACCCCUCAUCCUAUUUAUCCUCUUGAAUCUUUAAGAAUAUUUUUUUUCUCCUGGUUGGCUUGAGCCCGGUUCUGCCGGCCACGUGACUAUUCAAAACUGGGGCGCGAUUCAUGGGAUGCAACCAUGUCGGAUCUCAGUGAGCGCAGGCCGGUCAACACGGACUACGCUGUGUCCCUGCUGGAGCAGCUCAAGUUCUUUUACGAACAGAAAUUACUGACUGACGUUGUGCUGCUGGUGGAGGACACAGAGUUCCCAUGUCACAAGAUGGUCCUGGCCACAUGUAGCUCCUAUUUCAGGGCGAUGUUCAUGAGCGGCCUCAGCGAGAGCAAACAGACCCACGUCCACCUGCGGAACGUGGACCCGGCCACCCUGCAAAUCAUCAUCACCUACGCCUACACGGGCAACCUGGCCAUCAGCGACAGCACUGUGGAGCCACUCUACGAGACCGCCUGCUUCCUUCAGGUGGAGAACGUCUUGCUGCAGUGCAGAGACUACCUGGUGAAGAAGAUAAACGCUGAGAACUGCGUCCGCAUGCUGAGCAUCGGCGACAUGUUCAGCUGCAGCGAGCUAAAGCAGAGCGCCAAGCGCAUGGUGGAGCACAAGUUCCCCAUGGUGUACAGGCAGGAGGCCUUCCUUCAGCUCUCCCACGAGCUGUUGAUAGACGUCCUGAGCAGCGACAACCUCAACGUGGAGAAGGAGGAGACGGUGCGCGAGGCGGCCAUGCUGUGGCUGGAGUAUAACAUGGAGGCGCGCUCGCAGCACCUGUCCUCCGUGCUCAGUCAGAUCCGCAUCGACGCGCUGUCCGAGGUGACGCAGCGCGCCUGGUUCCAGGGCCUGCCGCCCAACGACAAGUCGGUGGUGGUGCAGGGCCUCUACAAGUCCAUGCCCAAAUUCUUCAAGCCUCGGUUGGGCAUGACCAAGGAGGAGAUGCUGAUCUUCAUGGAGGCCAUGUCGGAAACGAGCGACGCGUACGUGAUGGCCGGGGCCUUGCCUACCACAGUGGUGUGUUACAGCCCGCAGGCGGAGAAAGUGUACAAGCUGAACAACCCCCCCGGCGACCUGCAGAAGGUUGGGACCCUCGUUACACCAGACAAUGAUGUGUUCAUCGCCGGCGGACAGAUCCCUCUCAAAAACUCUGUCACCAACCACGGCAAGAGUGGCAAGUUACAGGCGGUCUUCCGCUCAGUCGAUAGCUUCUUCUGGUUUGACGCCCAGCAGAACGCCUGGGUACCCAAAACCCCGAUGCUGUGUGCCCGAAUCAAGCCCUCCCUGGUCUACUGCGACGGCUACAUCUAUGCAAUCGGGGGAGAUAACGUCGGGGGAGAGCUGAACAAGCGCACGGUGGAGCGCUACGACUGCGAGAAGGACGAGUGGAGCAUGAUGAGCCCCCUGCCCUUCGCCUGGAACUGGAGCACCUCCGUGGCGGCGCACGACUGCAUCUACGUGAUGACCCACGACCUGAUGUACUGCUACUUCCCCCGGGCCGACACCUGGGUGGAGAUGGCCAUGCGCAAGACGAGCCGCUGCUUCGCCUCCGCCGCUGCUUUCGGUGACCUCAUUUUCUACAUCGGCGGCCUCCACGUGGUCAGCAACUCGGGCAUCCGCUUGCCCACGAGCACCAUCGACGGCUCCUCCGUCACCGUGGAGAUCUACGACGUCAACAAGAACGAGUGGCGCCUGGCCGCCAACAUCCCCGCGAAGCGUUACUCGGACCCGUGCGUGCGGGCGGUGGUGCUGCUCAACUCGCUGUGCAUUUUCAUGCGCGAAACCCACAUGAACGAGCGCGCCAAGUACGCGAUCUAUCAGUACGACAUGGAGCUGGACCGCUGGUACCUGCGGCAGCCUGUGUCCGAACGCGUGCUCUGGGAUCUGGGCAAGGACUUCCGCUGUGCGGUGGGGAAGCUGUACCCCUCCUGCCUGGAGGAGUCCCCCUGGAAACCCCCAACCUACCUCUUCUCCCCCGACGGAGCCGAGGAGUUCGAGGUGGACGGGGAGCUGGUGACCCUCCCUCACGUAUAGCUCUUAACCUCUCCUCCCCUACCUCGCUGACUGAACCAGGAAUCUGUAACGCUGAGGGAUGAACAUGAAGGGGGGAGGGAGGGAGGGGGGGAGGGAUCAGUUCUCUUAAGAUAUGAAAGGGUUCAACGUUGUCAGCUACAGCUGUUGUAACAAUGCAGCCCAAAACAAGCUUUUUUUUUUCUUAUUUUGUCAGUUGUGACAUCUGUUAGAUAUUAUUACAAGUCUGUCAUACUGUUUCUACAAUGUGAUAAUCUAAAACGUCAACUGAUUUUGUGAUGAUGAUGCACUUAACUGGUAAACCUUCUCGGAAUGACAAUGGCAACUGUACCAAAAUCCCCC
Messenger RNA from Perca flavescens (yellow perch), 3037 nucleotides. It is a transcript of the gene kbtbd2, whose product is annotated as kelch repeat and BTB (POZ) domain containing 2. The record is from RefSeq and is a predicted model, not a curated record. NCBI's taxonomy places the organism in Eukaryota, Metazoa, Chordata, Actinopteri, Perciformes, Percidae. Gene Ontology annotation, molecular function: protein binding.